AUGAAAAAUAUUAAAUUUGAUUCACUAACUACAGCUGAAAAUUUCGUGCGUAUAACAAUAACUCAAAGUUAUUCAUGGGGUUUUCCAACAAUCAAAUGUGCAAAUGAUGUUCCGAUAACAACUAGUGGUCGAAGUGGAGAAAACGAUAAUUUAACAUGUGUUGUUGAUUGCGGAUCAGAUGGUGGUUAUUCUUCAAAACCAAUUAAUAUACUUACUGAUUGUAUAUCGUCCAGUUCAUCGUUAGGAAUGAUGACAAGUGAAAGAAAGAGCAAUAUCACAUUAUCAGCUGGAGCACAUUUUUCAAUUGCUUAUCAAGGAUCUGCUUGGCGUGCUCUAGGUUCCCCAGCUAAGAGUGGUCUUGAUUGGUCGAUUGUAUGUUCGAUUGAUUUAAUAAAACGACCAGAUGGUUUUAUUAAUACACCACCAGUCGCAACUGUUGUUUCUCCUCAAUAUGUCAUUGUCAACAGGACGACACAAAUCAAAAUUCCCACCUCCGAUGCAAAUGCAGGUGAUGAUGUUCGUUGUCGAUGGUCAGUUUAUCAACAAGGAUAUCGAAGACGACGACGAGAAGAUCAAAAUGAAAUAGAUAUGUAUUAUAAAAGAGAUCUUAUAGAUGAUGAAAUUGUUCAACUAAGAAGAAGAAGAAGAGAAACCAAAGGUUGUGAUGAUGAUGAUUGCAAAUCGAGAUGUAAGAAAGAUUGUAAAUGCAGUUGUAAUAUUUGUAAAGGAACUACCUGCUCGGGAGACAAAUGCAAGCCAUCCGAAGAUCAAUAUUAUUGUCCUAGUACGGCAACUACGACAAAAACUACUAAAAUAACAACGACGGGUCUUUCAACAACGAGUGUUUCAACUACUAGUGAAACGCCUGGAACAGGAUUUAUUUAA
This is a messenger RNA of Rotaria sordida, 885 nucleotides long. Lineage: Eukaryota; Metazoa; Rotifera; Eurotatoria; Philodinida; Philodinidae. The record is from the annotation of a GenBank genome assembly.